AUGGUUGCCCACCUAAGCGACUUUGGUAUUUCAAAACUGCUUGGUGAAGAUGAGAGUGAUUUAUACACAAAAACCUUAGCAACAUUUGGUUAUAUUGCACCGGAGUAUGGACUGGAUGGACUGGUGUCAAUAAAAUGUGAUGUCUAUAGUUACGGGAUUAUGUUGCUGGAAACAUUUACUAGGAGAAAGCCUACUGAGUUUGAGGGAGAUCUUAGCUUGAAGCAAUGGGUGAGUUAUUCACUCCCAGAGGCAGUAAUGGACGUUAUGGAUGCCAACCUGGUUACACCAAUGGAUAAUCGCUUACAGAAGGAGCUAGAUGUUAUGGCAUCAAUCAUGAAAGUGGCAUUAGAUUGCUGUGCUGAAUCUCUGGCAAGAAGGACAAACAUGAAAGAUGUUGUAGGGAUGCUACAGAAGAUCAAGAUUCAACUUCUUGCAUGCUGA
Molecule: messenger RNA, 441 nt
Organism: Solanum tuberosum (potato)
Lineage: Eukaryota; Viridiplantae; Streptophyta; Magnoliopsida; Solanales; Solanaceae
Product: receptor-like serine/threonine-protein kinase At1g78530
Exons: 2
Coding region: 1-441 (146 amino acids)
Biological process (GO): protein phosphorylation
Molecular function (GO): protein kinase activity; ATP binding
Source: RefSeq, a predicted model, not a curated record